UAAAAUGGUGAUCUAAUGACAUGUAUUGGUGGAAUUGAUAUGUUGUGAUUUUGGACAUGUGAAAUGACUAUGUUGAUGUGAGAUAUGAAAAAUUAUUGUGGUUGUCAUGUUAUUAUCGUGAAUUAUAUGAACAUGAAUUGAUUGCACUGGUUCUGACAUAUUGUGUUGAUACUGAAAAUGAUAUGAAACAAAAGGGGUCGGGCCACACGCUCCGUGGCAGGUAAUAUGAACAAAGGGGUCGGGCCACACGCUCCGUGGCAGAUAUUAUGAAAUAAAGGGGUCGGGCCACACGCUCCGUGGCAAGAUAUAUAUAUUGAGGGGACGGGCCACACGCUCCGUGGCAGGUUACAUGGACAGAAAUGUCCCCCAUGGGUUCCGGACUGUGAUUCAGCGGAUGUGUACCGAUAGGACAGACAUGCAUCAUUUUAUUGCAUUGCAUUGCACCUUUCUGACAUUUGUGAAUUUGUGUUUACCCCUAUAUUGCUCUGUGUAUGUUGAACUUGACUUGGUAUGAUUCAUUGAUGAGAAUUUGUGGACUGUAUUACUGUUGUUAUUGUACAAGUGUAGAGUUGGGCUGAUUUUAUGCAGGUUGUAGUUAAGGAGGUUCGGUUGGGAGGACAGGAGUACUUGUAUCUAUUAAGCUUUGCUUAGUUUUAGUUAUCCACUUGCUGAGUACCGUGUUGUUUGGUACUCACCCCUUGCUUCCACACUUGUGUAGGUUGUGAGCACAGGCCUGCUUGAUCUCCUACAGUUUACUACCGCUUCUGAGGAUAUUAUCAUUCCGAGUGUCGAGAUGGCCAGGACCAGAAUUACGACUAGAGGUAGAGGAAGAGAGGCACUUCCCGAGGUUAAUGUUGGAACCACAACUAGGGGUAGGGAUAGAGGCCGAACUAGAGGCCGUGGUCGGGGUGUGGCGGCAGGCAGAGGUCGUGCCCGAGGGGCGGCGCCAGCUAGAGGUCGUGCUAGAGAGGCUUCUCUUGAGCCACAGAUUGAUGGUAGAGAGGAACAGGUCCCUCAAGAGUCUGCUACUGCACCAUUGCUUCAGGCCACUUUGAUACGAGUAUUGGAUGCGCUCGAAGGAUUUAAUCAGAGUGUGAGGGUGAAUGGUACACCUGAGGGUUCUCAAACUAGAGCAAGAGCUCAGACCCCACGGCAGCAUCAGAUUCCAAUUGUUCGAGAUCCGGUGGACCAGCCACCUGCGGGCCCUAGAGCGGAUGAGGAUGGAAUACAGGUAGGAGGAGCCCAGGUUGCACCUGUGCUCAUGUUGACUGACGACGAGCAACGCCGAUAUGAGAGGUUCCGAAAAAUGGACCCUCCACAGUUUCAGGGGGGAAAGACUGAGGAUGCACACGACUGA
Messenger RNA from Solanum dulcamara, 1357 nucleotides. RefSeq lists its product as uncharacterized. Lineage: Eukaryota; Viridiplantae; Streptophyta; Magnoliopsida; Solanales; Solanaceae. The record is from RefSeq and is a predicted model, not a curated record. The transcript is spliced from 3 exons. Bases 794 to 1357 code for a protein of 187 amino acids.